ACUGAUAUUUUUCUCAUUCCUUGUUUCUUUCUGAUUUCUUCAUUCAUCAGCUUUUUUAAAACUGAAUAUGAAUGGCGAGGCAAACUUGGAGACUGGUGUACAUGUGGAGGAGGAAGAAGUUGGCCAGAGAGUAGUGUACAUGUGGGGUUACUUACCCGGAGCUUCGCCGCAACGGUCUCCUCUAAUGUCACCGGUCGAAGUGAAGAUUCCUCCGGCAGUUGAAAGUUCAUGGAAAGAUGUCUCCGGUGGUGGAUGCGGUUUCGCAAUGGCUACUGCAGAGUCGGGGAAGCUAAUUACAUGGGGUUCGACAGAUGAUCUAGGUCAAAGCUAUGUCACAUCCGGCAAGCACGGUGAGACUCCACAGCCAUUUCCUCUUCCUCCAGAGGUUUGUGUACAGAAAGCUGAGGCUGGAUGGGCUCAUUGUGUGGCAGUAACAGAGAAUCAAGAAGUUUAUACAUGGGGAUGGAGGGAAUGUAUACCCACAGGGAGAGUGUUUGGACAAGUAGAGGGAGAUUCGUAUGAAAGAAACAUUUCCUUCUCGACAGAGCAAGUGAGUCCCAGUUCUCAAGGGAAAAAAUCUAGCUGUGGAACGUCUUCUCAAGUUGAAGCUAGAGGUGAACCAACAAAGAAAAGGCGGAUUUCACCGUCAAAGCAAGCUGCUGAAAAUGGAUCACAGUCUGACAACAUUGACCUCUCGGCAUUGCCUUGCCUUGUAUCGUUGGCGCCUGGAGUUAGGAUUGUUAGUGUUGCUGCUGGUGGACGUCAUACUCUAGCAUUAUCAGAUAUUGGACAGGUGUGGGGUUGGGGUUAUGGAGGAGAAGGACAGCUUGGAUUGGGCUCCCGUGUGCGCCUAGUCUCCUCUCCUCAUCCUAUUCCAUGCAUUGAGCCUUCUUCUUAUGGAAAAGCCACCAGUUCUGGUGUAAACAUGAGUUCAGAAGUGCAAUGCGGCCGAGUUCUUGGAAGUUAUGUAAAAAGAAUUGCAUGUGGAGGGCGACACAGUGCUGUGAUUACAGAUACUGGAGCGCUCCUUACAUUUGGUUGGGGGCUCUAUGGACAGUGUGGCCAAGGAAGUACAGAUGAUGAACUAAGUCCUACAUGUGUGUCGUCUUUGUUGGGAAUCCGAAUAGAAGAAGUGGCUGCAGGUCUAUGGCACACGAUCUGUGCUUCAUCUGAUGGGGAUGUGUAUUCGUUUGGCGGAAACCAAUUUGGACAGUUAGGUACUGGUUGUGAUCAAGCUGAGACUCUUCCAAAACUAUUGGAGGCUCCAAACUUGGAAAAUGUCAAUGUAAAAAUCAUCUCCUGCGGUGCUCGUCACACCGCUGUAAUCGCAGAUGAAGGGAAAGUAUUCUGCUGGGGAUGGAACAAAUACGGGCAGUUGGGUUUAGGAGAUGUGAUAGACAGGAAUGCUCCAGCAGAAGUCAGAAUCAAAGAUUGCGUCCCCAAAAACAUCGCAUGCGGUUGGUGGCAUACUCUACUUCUAGGCCAGUCCUCUCUCUGAACAAACAUACAUGACCACACACGGAUUUUUGUUAGGGUUUAUUAGCGCAAAAUAUCAGAUUUUUUUUUUUUUUUAUAGUUUAAUAUAAACGUAGAGAUUUUGUAGUGUACAUACACCAGCCAGAUUUUUUAUGCAAUGUAAGUCUUGAGUUAUCUAGCUUUUGUUUCUUCUGAUUAGCUUUUUAGCUUAAAAAAGGAGCCGAAUUGAAACAUUAGUUUAGUAGUUUCAAGUGAAGUUCUUUUUGUUCUAUCAAUAAAUAAAGUUUUCUUCC
This is a messenger RNA of Arabidopsis arenosa, 1769 nucleotides long. The record is from the annotation of a GenBank genome assembly. NCBI's taxonomy places the organism in Eukaryota, Viridiplantae, Streptophyta, Magnoliopsida, Brassicales, Brassicaceae.